UGAGACAUGACCCCUGCCAUCAGGACUAGAGAGAUGCCAUGCAGAUGAGAAUCGUCCUACAACGUGGAGACACAUAUCUUUUAGAGCCCAUACAGGAGCUAGUUAUAGGAUGGCGUGUCCGCCCUGGAACCUUUCGUGUCGCUCAGCCCUAUGACAGGCCCGCUCCUUCGACAGAGCACAAUCCGAACUCAGUGGACACAGAUCCUAUCGUCUCUUCUACUGAUACACCAGAGCCAUCAGGACCUUUCUCGACGUCAAUUACGUCCCGGCCACACAAAAAGCUGAGGAUCUCGAAGGACGAUGUCAAUGAAACGCAUGUCCCUAAGCAGGACCUUGAGCUAUGGAUUCAGUCAGAGUUUCGCUCUCUCGCAGAACAGGAUCACUAUCGUUCUUUCGUCAGCAGCAUGCGACAUGAUUACUUUUACGGGACAUGCGUUGACGCACCAGUGAACGACACAUUUACACUGGAUCUGGUUCAAUUGCAGCCUACAUUACGAAUGCUCAGAUCUGGAUUCGCCUCUGCAACUGUUACUACGCCUGUUAAGGCGAGAAGGCAUGGCAACGACGAAAGCACGAUCAAGGACGAUGUACCUGUAUUUGACAACGUUCAAUUGGAAGCUGGAUUGCAGCAUCUCGAUCUGAGCGACAUUUACGAGGCAGUGGUAGCGAACAACCAUUCUGAGCCAGCUCUUGUAUCGUUUCCAAUAAAAGGAGAACCGUUAUAUCUCAUCCCUCCACGAUCUGGGUUCGUGGUGUCCGAUCUCGAUAGGAUAGAUGGUUUAAAGAGCCACGGCAGAGAGGAGGGUUUGACGUGGUUGUGAUGGAUCCGCCCUGGCAGAAUGCUUCUGUUGAUCGAAUGGAGCACUACAGGACGCUAGAUCUCUACGAUCUAUUCAGGAUACCCAUUCUAGAUCUGCUUAGGACAGCAGAGGUGCGUGGUCAACCCGGUAUAGUGGCUGUGUGGAUCACAAAUCGAGCCAAAAUUAAGAGAGUGGUCAUCGAAAAGCUGUUUCCAGCAUGGGGACUUGAGUUGG
Molecule: messenger RNA, 1034 nt
Organism: Gamsiella multidivaricata
Lineage: Eukaryota; Fungi; Mortierellomycota; Mortierellomycetes; Mortierellales; Mortierellaceae
Exons: 2
Coding region: 39-821 (260 amino acids)
Source: RefSeq, a predicted model, not a curated record